Molecule: messenger RNA, 738 nt
Organism: Helianthus annuus (common sunflower)
Lineage: Eukaryota; Viridiplantae; Streptophyta; Magnoliopsida; Asterales; Asteraceae
Product: glutamic acid-rich protein-like
Exons: 3
Coding region: 1-738 (245 amino acids)
Source: RefSeq, a predicted model, not a curated record
AUGGCGAAAGAACUCCAAAAACAAAAUGAAGCUAAAAAAGAGAAAGAAACUGUUGAGACAUCUAAUGUUCAAAAUACAGUACCAAUAGUGACUGAAGCAGUUGUUGAUCCUCCUAAAGAAACAAAUCAAGAAUCAGAAGAAUCGUAUGUGGAGCUGGAUGACGAUGAAGAAAAUGAAGAAGAUGAAGAAGAAACUUUAGAUUUCAGUGAAGAUGAUGAUGAUGAUGAUAUUGAAUUUUAUGAUCAUUUUUAUGAUGAUGACGAUGAUAAUCAAGGUGGUGCUAGUGUUUCUACUAGCAAAAUCAACAAAGAGAUUGAUUCUGGAAAUUCGAAAAGUCAACCAAAACAGAUAACCUCACACAAAGAUGGAGAAAGUUCAAAAGGACAGGGGGAAAUAACUACAGGAAUCAUCACAGACGCAAAACCAUUUACGUCUGUUCCGUUUAGUCAAGUUGCUUCACAAUUUCUAGAUAAGAUUAUGUUGUUGAAGAAGAAGAGUUUCUACAUAAUUAUUCCAAGGAAGAACUUGCAAGACUAUGGAAUACCAGAAGAAGAGUUUGUGUUUGAUUUUGAAGCAGGUUUAGAAGAUAUGAGUAAAGAAGAUAAUGAAAGUGAACAUGUUUUUGAACCGGUUGCUAAUGCAGAUGAGUAUGAUCGUGUUGAGAUUGAAGAUAUUAGAGAUGAUGAAAUUCGUUAUGCUAACAAUAUAGAUGAAGAUUUACCUACUUUCAACGAAUAG